AUGGCAGGACUUCGCGUGGUUGACGUACGCGUCGAUCAUUAUCGACAGCCAUAUACACUCGGUAUUCACGUGAAACGUCCUCAGAUCUCCUGGCGCUUCAGCGAUGCGCCCUCAAGAUUCAACCUUGGUGGCUGGGAAGUCAAGAUCCAGAAGCCCGAUGGCUCUCACUCGGUCAUAAGUGCCCCAUCCAACAGCCCCGGGAUCAGCUCACCGUCAGCCGAAUGGCCCGAAAACAUCGUUAUACAGUCACGACAAACAUACUCGAUAGAGGUCAGAGCUCAGGACGAAAACAGAAGUGAUUUCUCGUCAUGGAGCGAACCCUUCUCCUUUGAAACUGGUCUUUUAGUUCGCAGCGACUGGACUGGCAAUCUGAUCUCGGCGCCGUGGGCGGAAGAUGGCAAGAGCGGCCCGCAACCAGAGGAUCUAUUCCGAAGGGUCUUUGAAGCGAAAAGCAAAGUACGCUCUGCACGGCUUUACGCUACGGCACAGGGUGUCUACGAAGCUGAGAUCAACGGUCGGAGGGUGGGCGAUUAUUUCCUGGCCCCUGGUUGGACGGCGUACGACGGGAGACUGCAGUACCAGACUUACGAUGUCACGGAACACAUUGCGCCGAGUGCGUCGAAUUGCAUUGGUAUGCGCUUAGCUGAAGGCUGGUUCAAUGGUCGUAUUGGUUUCGAGGGCGGUAAACGAAGUAUCUGGGGCACCCGCACUGCUGCUCUUGCACAGCUUGAGAUCACCUACGAGGAUGGUUCCAUUGAUACCGUAGUCACUGAUGACAGCUGGACGACUACUCGAGGGCCCAUCAAGCUCGCAGAGAUUUACGACGGCGAAAAGUACGAUGCUACCGCGGAAAUACCGGGAUGGGCAAGCAGUGAUUCGCCUACUGGGGCAUGGGAAACCGUCCAGGUGCUUCCUCAGCUCCUCGACACGACGGAUCUCAUCUGCGGCUACGGAGAGCCUGUCAAGAGACUCGAAUACGUGAAGCCUUUGGAGUUGAUCACGACCCCUUCAGGCAAGUCAAUCUUGGACUUUGGCCAAAACCUCGUCGGGUUCAUACGCAUCAACAAUGUCAAAGGUCAACGAGGCAACAAGAUCACCCUCCUUCAUGCGGAAGUCCUUGAGAAAGAGGAACUGGGAACUAGGCCUCUGCGAGACUGCAAAGCCGAGGAUGUCUACACCCUCAAAGGUGGCGAUAGCGGCGAAACAUGGGAACCACGCUUCAGCUUCCACGGCUUCCGUUACGUCCAAGUCGAUGGCUGGCCUUCCACUGCCCUAGACCUCAAAGAAGCGAUCGAGGCAUGCGUGUGUCACACGGACAUGGAAGAAGUCGGCAACUUUUCGUGCUCCGAUGACGACUUGAACAAGCUCUACAGCAACGUCCGGUGGUCGAUGCGCGGCAACUUCCUAUCUGUGCCGACUGAUUGCCCCCAAAGAGACGAGCGCCUGGGAUGGACGGGAGAUUUAGCUUUGUUUGCGCCCACUGCCACCUUCAUCUACAACUGCUUCGGGAUUCUGAAAAACUGGCUGGCCGAUGUCGCCCACGAUCAAAAGGUCCUGGACGGCGUCCCUCCGAUGGUUUCCCCGAACGUGCUCAUCGGGCAGAAGAAUUGGAGCAAGAUUGGUGCUAAUGCGAUCUGGCAUGAUGUCGUGACACUUGCCCCAUGGGCACUUUACGAAGAGUCUGCUGAUCUUGGUAUAUUGAGAGACCAAUAUCAGUCUAUGAAGACUUGGAUCGAUGUAAUUCCCCGGAACAAGACCGGCUCCACUCAUCUCUGGGACUUUGGGCUUUUCCAGCUCGGUGACUGGCUGGACCCCAAUGCCCCUCCCGAUGAGCCCAUGAAGGCAGUCACUGAUCCGCCCCUGGUCGCCAACGCAUUUCUCGUCAGGUCCCUCGACCUCAUCACCAAGAUCGCCGCGCUCUUGUCUCAGGCCGAGGACGCGGAGCGCUAUCAGAAAGAAGCCGCUGCUGCCCGUCGGGAGUUCCAGGACGAGUAUGUCAGCAGUAACGGGCGUCUCACAUCGGACUCGCAGACGGCAUACGCCCUCGCAAUUUGCUUCGACCUCAUUUCGGAAAAACAGGCAGUCAGAGCAGGAAGUCGGCUUGCAGAGGUUGUCCGCCGCAAUGGCUUCAGGAUCGGCACCGGGUUCGCCGGGACACCGUACAUCUGCGAAGCUCUCACCCGGACCGGACAUAGCGACGUAGCCUACGCGAUGCUCCUCAACCGCAAGUGUCCUUCGUGGCUGUACCCCGUCACCAUGGGGGCGACUACGGUCUGGGAGCGCUGGGAUAGUAUGUUGCCCAACGGCACGAUCAACCCUGGCGACAUGACUUCUUUUAAUCACUACGCCUUUGGAGCGGUUGCCAAGUUCCUUGUCGAAAGACUUGCGGGCUUGCAGCGCCUGGAGCCUGGGUGGAAGCGAUCGAGGGCGGAGCCGAUCUUGGGCGCAGAGUUUACGAAUGCGUCUGCCGAGCAUGUCACGCCAUAUGGAAAGGUUGCUUGCGCAUGGAAGUUGGCGGAUGAGGGAGGGGGUCGUCUGCGACUCAAGGUCGACGUGGUCGUGCCACCUCUCACUGAGAUGGAAGUGGUUUUGCCGACCAAGGGUGGUAAGAGGGUGGAAAUAGUUGGGUCUGGUGAAUGGUCAUUCGAGACUGAAUAUGAGCGCACGUACGAAUGGCCGGUUAAAGAGCUGUCCCUCUUUCCACAGUAG
Messenger RNA from Colletotrichum fioriniae, 2709 nucleotides. RefSeq lists its product as uncharacterized. The record is from RefSeq and is a predicted model, not a curated record. Gene Ontology annotation, molecular function: hexosyltransferase activity; UDP-glycosyltransferase activity. Gene Ontology annotation, biological process: carbohydrate metabolic process. NCBI's taxonomy places the organism in Eukaryota, Fungi, Ascomycota, Sordariomycetes, Glomerellales, Glomerellaceae.